Penicillium antarcticum is the source of this 1692-nucleotide messenger RNA. RefSeq lists its product as uncharacterized. Gene Ontology annotation, cellular component: membrane. Bases 1 to 1692 code for a protein of 563 amino acids. The record is from RefSeq and is a predicted model, not a curated record. The transcript has a single exon. NCBI's taxonomy places the organism in Eukaryota, Fungi, Ascomycota, Eurotiomycetes, Eurotiales, Aspergillaceae. Gene Ontology annotation, molecular function: carbohydrate:proton symporter activity. Gene Ontology annotation, biological process: transmembrane transport; carbohydrate transport.
AUGGAUGCAAAGGCGACUUCUCAGGGCGAGCACAAGCUCUCAGUGCCAACCCAGUCGCUGGGCGAGAAUACCAUCGGAAUCGACGACGAUGCUCUCUUGCGUAUGUCCGAGCAAAUCCCCGACUUUGCCAACGUCGUCGAAAAGGCCCAUCGUGCGUCCAACUUUGAGCACAAACUGACCAACCGCGAUGCCUUCAAGAUCUUCCCCAAGGCCAUCGGAUUCUCGCUCAUCCUUUCCCUUGCUAUUAUCAUGGAAGGAUACGACACCUCCCUCCUCGGCUCGUUCUACGCCUACCCGACCUUCCGUGAGAAGUUCGGAGUCCAAACCGAAGCGAACGGCUAUCAAGUUACGUCAGACUGGCAGACCGGCCUGCAGAACGGAACCAACGUUGGCCAGAUCCUCGGCCUCAUCUUUGCCGGUCUCAUUGCAGAUCGCUUCGGCUACAAGAAGACCAUGCUUGGCGCAUUGGUUGCCCUGACUUGCUUUAUCUUCCUCAUGUUCUUCGCUCAGAAUAUCAUCAUGUUGCUCGUUGGCGAGGUCCUCUGCGGUAUCCCAUGGGGAGCCUUUCAAACUUUGACAACGACCUACGCCGCCGAAGUUAGUCCUAUCGUCCUUCGACCAUACCUGACAACAUACGUGAACCUCUGCUGGGUCACCGGGCAGUUCAUCUCUGCCGGAAUUCUGCGUGGACUAUUGGGACGUACUGAUCAAUGGGGAUGGCGCAUUCCAUAUGCAAUCCAAUGGGUGUGGCCCGUUCCCAUUAUCAUUGGUGUUCUCUUCGCACCCGAGUCUCCCUGGUGGCUCGUUCGAAAUGGAAGAACCGAGGACGCAAAGCGAUCUCUCAAUCGCCUGUCCAGACCCGGUAUCUCAGAAUAUGAUGCCGGAGAUGCCGUUGCACUGAUGAUCCUCACAAACGCCAACGAAAAGCUCUCCCGGGAGGGUGUUUCAUACUGGGACUGUUUCAAGGGCGUCGACCUUCGCCGCACAGAGAUCGUCUGCUGCGUCUGGAUGUGUCAAGUCUUCUGCGGUAUCUGGUACGGCGGGAACAUCGUCUAUUUCUUGCAACAAAUCAACUUCAGCAACGAGCAAGCCUUCAACUUCGGACUCGGAUUGAACGCCGUCGGCUGGUGUGGCACUGUCUGCUCGUGGUUCGUGAUGCAGCGAGUUGGUCGCCGCAAGUUGUUCGUCGCCGGUCUUGGUAUCCUAUUCUGUAUUCUGAUGCUGGUUGGAUUCCUCGGUAUCCCGAGCGGCAAGAACGCAGGAAUCAGCUACGCAUCUGCUGCCCUCUUGAUGGUAUUCGUCUUCACUUAUGACCUGACUGUUGGACCUGUUACCUACUGUCUCAUUUCCGAGAUCCCGUCUACUCGUCUUCGAAUCAAGAGUACUGUUCUUGCUCGUGACUGCUACAAUGUCGCCAGUAUCGUUGCCAACUUCUUGAACCCGCCCAUUCUCAACCCCCUGGCUUGGAAUUUGAAGGGCAAGGGUGGGUUUAUAUGGGCUCCUCUUUGCCUCACCUGCCUUAUCUGGUCUUUCUUCCGUCUUCCUGAGCCCAAGGGCCGGACUCCGGCUGAGCUGGAUAUCUUGUUCGAGAAAAAGGUUCCUGCUCGCAAAUUCACCAAGUUCGAGGUUACGCCGUUCCGAUCGGCUAACUUUGAGGUUGCCGACGCGAAUACUCUGUCUGAGAAAUACUAG